AUCAUUCAUCUAUCAUUCAUCUAUCAUUCAUCUAUCAUUCAUCUAUCAUUCAUCUAUCAUUCAUCUAUCAUUCAUCUUAUGAUAACACUCCACCAAAUUAGUCCAGACGAGUGGCCUCUCUGGCGCGAGCUCCGCCUGUCAGCUCUAACAGACUCGCCUGCAUCUUUCAGCUCGAAGCUGGCCGACUGGAUCUCUGCCCCGGAACAGCAAUGGCGAGAGCGACUGAGCAGGGAGGGCGUGUAUGCCGCUAUUGCAUUCUCCAACGAAAGGCCUGUAGGGAUGGUGGGGGGGUUGCCACCAAAGCCUGCUGCUGCUGCUGGCAUCCCUGCCGAGCUUGUUUCAUUGUGGGUGGAACCAAAGGCACGCGGGACAGGAAUCGGGGAUCUCUUGAUUCAAGGGGUGGAAGCAUGGACGCGUCAAUCAGGGGGGACCCGAUUGCAGUUGUCGGUGGUCAAGGGGAAUAUGGCUGCGUAUAAGCUGUAUAGGAGGAAUGGCUUUGAGGUUGCUAAUGAUGAGAGGGAUGAUGAGAGGGAUGAAAAUAGGAUGGUGAAAGUUCUAAUUUAAUUACUCAUCUAUCCUAUAUAAAGCUCAUCCCUGCUUAAGUGAAGGUCAUUAUGGUGACACAAGGCGUGAUAUGGCGUGCAGGGAAAGAUGAAGAGAAUAGGAGAAGAAGAGAAGAAGAGAAGAGAAUAAGAGAAAGAGAAAGAGAAUAGAAUAAAGGAAAGAGAAUAGAAUAAAGGAAAGAGAAUAGAAUAAAGGA
Messenger RNA from Penicilliopsis zonata CBS 506.65, 760 nucleotides. RefSeq lists its product as hypothetical. The record is from RefSeq and is a predicted model, not a curated record. NCBI's taxonomy places the organism in Eukaryota, Fungi, Ascomycota, Eurotiomycetes, Eurotiales, Aspergillaceae. Gene Ontology annotation, molecular function: acyltransferase activity, transferring groups other than amino-acyl groups. Bases 79 to 564 code for a protein of 161 amino acids. The transcript has a single exon.